AUGCCACCGGAGUUGAUAGCGAAACGCUACGAAUUUAUUCAGGAGUCGGAUAAACUAUUACGGUUCUUUGAUUAUUGCAAGCGCUAUGUGAAAGAGAUUGAGUCGAACAAAUCAAGCGUGUUCGAGUAUAAACGAUUUCGCGAUGGACCGGAAGUUCAACGCGUUGCCAAUGAUGUUAUGUCGCGUCAUCUUUUGUCCACAACAGAAUUUAGUUCAGAUGACGUGCACGAGAUUUACUCGAUUUGUUCAUUCCAAGUGGCUGCCGAAACCAGCCCCUUAAAACAACGUUCUCCCUGGUGUGAUUUUCUUCGACCCAGUGAGCUCCCAGUCUACGAAUACAUGGCUGAUUUGAAACACUAUUGGCUCAAGUCCUACGGGUAUGAGUUGAACUACGUCCAGUCGUGCCCGCUCAUCGGAGAGAUGCUCGACCAGAUCAGACGUGCUGCACUCCUGUACAAGACGCACAAGGGUCAACUGCCGAUAGGUGGCUUCCCGCAGGCCUCCUUUUGGUUUGGUCACGCUGAAACUCUUCUCCCGGUGGUGGCUGCUUUGGGUCUGUUCAACGAUUCGGUGGGCGAGCCAAAAGCGCAUCGAUUGACGGCCAAAGGAUUCGCCGAUUGGCAAGCCAAACGACGCAUGAAUCCCCCUCCGCCCACCAUGUUCCGUGCCGGUCAUAUUGCACCGUUUGCUGGUAAUCUGGCCUUACAAUUGUAUUAUUGUCCAUCUGCCGGUAAGUUUGUGUUCCAUACUGCGUUUCUACUUGUCCGCACGUGUUCUAACGUCCGAUCUCUUAUCGGAAAUAUGGUCGAUCUCACCAGCUUAAUCAAGCAACGGGAAUAUGUCCAACUCGGUGUGAUCAUGCUACAAGAAAGUUGGCUUCACAAUGAAAUUGAGGAUGAAAUAAUACAUCUGGAUGAAUUCGCUAGCUAUCGUGUCGAUCGUCUUGUUUCUUAUCCCCGACGGGGAGGUGGUGUCAUCACAAAGGAGCCUGCCUUCAAAAUGCAUAAGCGCGAAGAUGUGCGCUCCCUUUCUGAAUCCAUCCGGGAUGAACUUCGAAAGCUAAACUGUUUAUACUGUUUAUACUCCCAUGCUCAGCUUGACAACAAAGUAUCGAUCGGUGUUGAUGAUCCUUGGUCGGGUUUCUUUGUUGAACCACUCGUGAAUGGUCAGACAGUUGCUUGGCCCUUGGGUAGCCCGAUUCAACCACCGACCAAAGAAAUCCCGGGUGCCACAUUCGCUCCUCUCGGCACGGUCCUCAACCGUCUGGGCGGUUGUAUGCCUGGAACGUUUGAAGAGGACAAAGUGUGUUCUCUGCCCGAGAAGCGAACAACCGAAGCACUGCAACAAGCGUCCACAGAAACAACCGGUGAAGAGUGA
Molecule: messenger RNA, 1377 nt
Organism: Echinostoma caproni
Lineage: Eukaryota; Metazoa; Platyhelminthes; Trematoda; Plagiorchiida; Echinostomatidae
Source: the annotation of a GenBank genome assembly